UUGAACCACGAAAUGCGCAAGGAACGAAGGAACAAUACGAUAUAUAUUCCAAGUGAAUCGAGUGCUAUCACUAAAAAUUUUAGAAUCGAAGUUUCCAGGUUGCUCUCUGAAGGGAUUUCGACAUUUUAUUUUUUUUUAUUGAAGAAUUAUUGGAAGAGAAGUGAUAAAGAAUUAGAAAAAAGUUAAAUAAUCAUUAAAACUAUAUAACUCAGCUGUUUUUAAUUAAGGAGCAAAAAUGUCUCACACAAUACUGCUUAUUCAACCAGGUGAUAGACCUGAAACAAGAACAUAUUCUGAUUACGAAAGUGUUAAUGAAUGUAUGGAAGGUGUAUGCAAGAUUUAUGAAGAACAUCUGAAGAGAAGAAAUCCAAAUACACCAACUAUAACAUACGAUAUCAGUCAAUUGUUUGAUUUUGUUGAUCAACUUACAGAUUUAUCAUGUCUUGUUUAUCAAAAAUCCACAAAUACAUAUGCCCCAUAUAAUAAAGAUUGGAUUAAAGAAAAGAUAUAUGUUUUACUACGUCGAGCUGCAGGACAUAGCAAAUAAUAAAUAAAAAAACAUCCAUGCUUUUGUGUAUAAGACAAAUUAACUUUUAAGUACAGAUCUGUAUUACUGUUUGUAAUAAUAAAUAUAUAACCUAUAAAAAA
Frieseomelitta varia is the source of this 648-nucleotide messenger RNA. RefSeq names its product enhancer of rudimentary homolog (gene e(r)). Lineage: Eukaryota; Metazoa; Arthropoda; Insecta; Hymenoptera; Apidae. Bases 236 to 547 code for a protein of 103 amino acids. The transcript is spliced from 3 exons. The record is from RefSeq and is a predicted model, not a curated record.